This is a messenger RNA of Thecamonas trahens ATCC 50062, 6843 nucleotides long. Its product is annotated as AGC/MAST protein kinase. Gene Ontology annotation, biological process: intracellular signal transduction; peptidyl-serine phosphorylation. The transcript is spliced from 4 exons. Gene Ontology annotation, molecular function: protein serine/threonine kinase activity; ATP binding. Bases 1 to 6843 code for a protein of 2280 amino acids. NCBI's taxonomy places the organism in Eukaryota, Apusomonadida, Apusomonadidae. The record is from RefSeq and is a predicted model, not a curated record.
AUGGAGUCUCGCGCAGAGGUGACAGGUCAUGGUGGUAGCGGUGGUGACGGCUCCCGCCUGCUGGCCAUGGCUACCCUCUCGCUCCCGCAAUCGGCGAAUGACCCAGACUACGUCUACGAGUACGAGUAUGAGGAGCACUCAGAGACUGGCUACGGAUCGACAUGCACAGGAACUGGCUCGACCGCCGGUCACUAUCGCGUCGACGCUACAGGCGCCUCGCCGCGCUCCGGCUCGGACUCGGACUCGUCAUCUACGGGCGGCAUCGUCUUCCCCCGUGAGGAGCUGGCGCUGUACAUGGUGCCCAAUGCCGGAAACGAGGGAGUCUCCGGCCCCUCGUCGGCCUCGUCUUUCCCGCAUCCGUCCACCACCCCGCGCCGCAUGAUCCGCGACGGCCAGGAUGCUGUUGCCUUUCCGUCGGCCUCCUUCCGCGACAAUGAGCUCGAAGCCCUAGUCUCGCCACGCAUCCGCCUUGCAAAGACCGCCCUCGUCUCACCCGGGCCCAGGAUUGCCGACGCCGAUGUCACCCUCAUCCGCGCCUCAUCAUUUGAAUCUUUGCCCACCCUCGAGGCUCAGGUCACAGUUUUUGAGCGCUCCAAGGCCCUCUAUCGGCCCAUUCUUGACGACUUUCUGCUCUUCCCGCUCGGUGCUUCCCCCCAGACCACCCGCUCGCUCCCGCUUGUAGCCUGGUCGAACGGCUGCACCGUCCCGCAGUUCCUCUACUCGCUCGCCAUCCUGCACAACAUUGUCUGCGAGCUAGUUGACCUCACUGCAGAAGGCAUGUUUACCCCACCGGGCCUCGCCGCCCUCGUCGAUCAGGUCUAUACUCUUCAGCAAGCCUGGCUGCCAUCCUGGCCCUGGUGCGACUAUGUGCUUGACCUCCUCCUUACCCUCUCCAUGGCUGCGCGCUCGCUCUCGUCCGCGCUCGAGCUCUUUGCCAACCCGUCGAGCCGCCAGGUCCAGAGCGAGCUUGUCACUGCCGUCGCCGCCGUCGACUCUCUCACUUCGCUCACUUCGUUUGCCUCGUUAGCGCGCGUCGACUCUACCCACACAUCGUCACCCUCGACCACCAACUCGCUACGUACCUCGCCGGCCUCGUCGCCCUACUCCUCCGUCGUCGAGCGCUCGCGGAGAACCUCGGCCGCCUCGAUCAGCCCCGCCCUUGGCCGCACGUCCAGCCCUGCUACCGUCGCCAUUGUCGCUUCGCCGCCUCGCGCUGACGUUGAGGAUGACGGCUCGUUUUCGGCCUCAUCGCCGACCUCGUCGCCGACACUGUUCCAGCUCGACAUGUCGCCGCCGGUCUCGCCGGCAGCCGCGCCUGCGCCGGCUCCGACCUCGACACCGGCACCGCCGCCGCCGCCCAAAGCCUUGCCGCGCCAUCUCUUCUCGCACAGCUCGUCGCGCAGCAGGUCGACCUCGCUCUCGCUCACGUCGGAAGCGACACCGGCGCUCUCGCCGCCGCCACCGUCUCCCGCGCCGUCGUCGAUUAUCUCGCGCGUCCAGGAGCUCGUUCUUGAGACCGAGCCGGCGCUCUCCAUGCGGCGUUCUGGCUCGGGCGCGAUCGCCUACGACCUUGCAUCGACCUCGCAUCUCUCCAUGCCGGACCCGGCAUCACCACACCGGCCGUCGCCGCUUGCGCUCACGUCGCCGUCGGGCAAGGUUUCGUCGUCGGACUCGUCCAUUGGCCCGCCACCCUCACCCGAUGGUGGAUCGUCGCCGCAGGCCGUGGCCACUGGCCCCGAGCUCGACCUUGAGCACCCGGCGUCAGCACUCAUGCAAGUCUCGCCGCUCAAGUCUGAGCUCCUUCAUGCAGUUUCGAUGCGCAACUAUGAGGCCAAGCGCGCUCGUUUGCAGUCGCUCCUCGGCGAAAUCCUCCCGCGUCGCCAGCCACCCCAGGCUGACCCCAGUGACAUGGGCGAGCUCUCGACCUCGCACCGCUCGUUUACGGGCUCAUCCAACUUUGACGAGCUCGGCUCGGACGAGCUCGGCGACUUGUCCAAGACGGCGACCGAGCUGGCCGACUCUGGCCCCACCACCGCCGCCGCUGUUGAGGCUUUUUCUUCCGAGCUGACCGAAUCGGAACGCCUCACCAACACUGUCCUCUGUCGCAUUUGCGAGAUGACUGUUCUCGCUUCCGAGUUUCGCGACCACACCACAGCCUGCCGCGAGCUUGCAGAGGCCGAGAUGGAGACCUCGGUGUGCGACCAGCAGCUGCUGCACCUCGCCGGAGCACUGGCCGCCGUCUCGUUUUCCAAGACUAAUCCUGAUGCUGCCGUCUCGACCAAGGUCCUCAACAUUGUCAUCAAGCACGUCAAUGCUGCUGUUGACUCGCUCGACAUCAACGCUUGUCUUGCUGCUAAGGAGCGCAUAUCUGCCCUCCAGCGCCUCAUCAUUGUCGCCGACGAGGACCUCGCCCACAAUCUACAGGAGCUCCUUGUUGCCCUCCAUCGGACCAUUAUGACCAAGGUGACCAACCUUGAGCGCGCCCAGGCCGCCGAGCCGCAGCUCCUUCUCGACGAGUACGACGAGUACGGGUCGGCCGACCCGGCAGCGUUUGCCUCGCACGAAGCAAGCAUGGGCGGGCCGGACCUGUUCUCGCCGGCCGCAGGUAACUCGCCGGUCGGCGACGGGCACCCAGCCUCGUCUGCCUUUCCCGCCGAGCCGCUCGCCGCAACAAGCAGCCCGCUCCGAUCGCGGCCAGGCACGCCUGCGUCGCCGUUGUCAUCGCACGACUCCCCAGGCGCAGGCCUUUUGCACAAGUGCUCCUCGCUCUCGGGAGAUACCGCUGCAGACGUCUCGCCGCUCGGCUCGCCGCGCAAGGGCGCUACCUCGACUGUUCGUCACGACUCACCGACGCACCCAUUACAGGACGCCGCGGCGUCGCGCGACUCACCCGUCGGCGCUGCCACAGACCGCGGCAAGGCCUCCCUGUACCUCGGCAGAGACACUGCUGUCUCUGACGAGGUUAACAACGCACCGUCGCCUCGCCUUGCCCCGCUUGGCGCCCGCGCUCUCGGGUCUACCCGCGCCGUCUCGAUGUCGGCCACCGUCCUCGCUGACCGGCGGUUUGACUCGCUCAAGCGGCGCAAAAAAGCCCGUCUACCCAAGAUCUCCGACUUUACGCUUGUGCGUCCCAUCUCUCGCGGCGCCUACGGCCGCGUGCUUCUGGUCAAGAAGAAGAGCACAGGCGACCAGUUUGCGCUCAAAGUCCUCCGCAAGGCCGACAUGGAGCAGACCAUCCUCGCCAAGAUCAAUAAUCCGCACAUCCUCCGCCUGUACUUUUCCUUCGAGUCGGCCCGCAACCUCUACCUUGUCAUGGACUUUAUGCCUGGCGGUGACGUGGCUGCCCUCCUCAAAGACCUCAAGUACUUUGACGAGCUGCACGCCAAAAUCUACGCCGCUGAAGUCAUUCUUGCCCUCGAGUACCUCCACUCCAAGGGCAUCAUCCACCGUGACCUCAAGCCUGACAACCUGCUCAUCUCGGAGCAAGGACACAUUAAGCUCACUGACUUUGGCCUUUCCACCAUGGGUAUUCUCGACCGCACCUCACGCGCCCACAACACAAAGUCGGCCUCGCGCCGCCACCGCCACCGCCACCGCCACCCCCGCCUCGCACCGGCCUCGGCCGCGCCCAAGUCCUCAACCCACAUGUCCCGCCCGACCUCGGCACUCCGCCACUCGGCUACCGGCGCGUCACCCAGCUUUUCUAUCGUCUCUUCGUUUGCGCCCUCCUCGUCGUCUACCCGCCUCGAUACCGUCGCCGAGCAUGCGGCGGGAGAGUCGCUGCCGUCCAGCGCCGCCACCGUUGCCACCGACGCUGUCUCUCUCUUUGGAGGCGAAAGUCCGACUCCGUCGUCGCCGGCCGGAUCCAUCGCUGACCGUCGCGCUGCCCUUGCCUCGUCGCCGUCGGAAGAGUGUCUUAACUCGUCGCUGGUAUCCAUAAGCGGCUCGCCUGUCGCCAACCGGACUCGCUCGGCCGGCACGCCGUCCCUCAAGGAGGCCGCGGCUGCUGCUGCUGCCACUUCGGGCUCUGCUACCAACUUGUCGAGCUUUGUGCCUGUCGACCCGACCGGUUUGAGCUCUUCGAGCUCUUCGAGCUUGUCAGCAUCAUCAACUUUGCCGCCGCUGCCGCCGUCGUCGUCGUCCUCAUCGUCAUUGUCGUUGUCAUUGUCGUCAUCGUCGCCAUCGUCGCCAUCGUCGUCGUCGUAUGGCUCGAUCUCAUCACCCCACCCAGAGGACAACGGACACGCCGGUGUUGUCGUUGCUGCCGACAUGUCGACGUCGUCGACUGCCGUGUCCCGUUUUGACGGCUCUGCCUACUCGGAUGAGGCGCCUUCUGACGUUGACAAGCGGCGCGCUCGCGCAACUGUGUACUCGGACAACCCGGCGUCAGACGGCUCAUUUGCUGCCGCUAGCUCGGGUGUGGUCACGCCUGUGCCCGUCCUUGUCCCAAGCCCACUGCUCACCAACUCGCACGGCGGCGUUGAAGUUUCUACCGAUGACAAGUACGGCCUCACCAUAUGUACCAUGGCCUCCCCCUCGGCGCCAAACCUGUCACCAUCGCCGGUUCCCGACAAGCGUCUUCAGCCGUCGGUGCCGCCACCGAUUGCUCUCAGCAACUCGGGCUCGCUUUCGGGCUCGGUCGCUCGCGUUCAUGUCACGCCCGACGGCACCAUUGUGCUUCCGGGCGAGGCCGACUGCGGCGACUCGCCGCGGACGGUCCACCACGGCUCGCGGUACGCAGACAGCAAGACACCGAGCGGGCGCCCGUCGCCAGCCCAGACCACACCGUCGUCGGCUGCGCGUGUGUUGUUUGCCGGUUCGGACGAGUCGGGCGGCAGUGCUGUGGGCAAUGGCAAUGGCAAGGGCAAGGGCAAGGGCAAGGGCAAGGGCAAGGGCAAGAGCAAGGGUAAGGGUAAGGGCAAGAGCGGCAAGCGCAGGAGCACCAGCAAAGAUGCCAGAGGCGUGGGCAUGCUGCAGCCGUCAGGGCUCUCGAUUGUGGUGCAGGAGGUGGCUGCUGGCCCGCGAGCACAGCUGGUGGCAACGCGGUCAUCACAGGCAUCGCGGUCGUCACCGCGGGCGAUGCGUUCGUCGCGGUCGUCGCGGUCGUCGCGGUCGUCCGGCUCGAGCACGCCCGCGCGGUCGCGGUCGAUGUCGCCGCAACGCUCACCGCAACAAUCGCCGCAGCGGUCGCCACAGGCAGCCCAGGCGAGCCCACGCCCGCCAAGGCCGAGCCCGCACGGCAUCCGGCGGCGGCGCGGCGCGUCGGAGCUCUCACCGUCGAUCAUGUCGUCAUCGUACUCGGCGGUCAACAUGUCACUCGGUGAGACGCCGGACCCGAACAUGCGGAACGUCUCGCCGUCAGCGGCAGUUCCACCAGCGAUGCGGAUGCGGAUGCGGCGCAACUCAACCCACUCGGUAGCGUCGAACAACUCGUCGUCGCUAGGGCCAAUGGCGCUCGACCUCAUCGACGAGGAUACCGAAAUUGGUUCGCUGAACGGCUCAGGCCCGCUCAACGCCAUUCCCACGGUUGUCCGACCUGACGGCCAUCGCGACUCGUCAUCGUCAUCGUCGUCCGAGUCGCUCUCGUCGUCGACCUCGUUUGGUCUUGCGUCGUCAACCCAGGCCCGCGGCAUUAUCGAUGUUGCCGACGUGACGUCGCCGACCACGCCGAUUUCACCGUCGGUGCCGGUCACGCCGCGGACGCCGCAGCGCAGCAGCAAGUACUACAAGGGCGGCUCGGACUCGUACUCGCGACCGCCAAUCCCACAAACGGCACCGCGGCGGAUCCAGACCGGCGCCGCGCCGUCCGAUUCCAACGAGCGCUCAUCCGGGCGGCUCAAGCUGUCAGACACCUACCGCGACCAGCAGUCGAUACUCCUCGCCCGGCCAAUCUCUGCGGGGCACUCGUCGGCGGAUGUUUCGUCUGGCGGGACGUCGAGCGCUGCCGCGGGCGCGGUCGGCGGCUGCGCGCCGGUUGUCGUUCCCAACGACGGCUCGGCGACUCGCUUUGCCUCGAUGUCAUUCAAGCGCGGUGCGCAGAAGAAGCACUCGUUUGUGGGUACGCCGGACUACCUCGCACCGGAGAUUAUCAUGCAUGGCUCGCACGACGAGCGGGUCGACUGGUGGGCGCUCGGAGUUAUCCUUUUUGAGAUGCUCACCGGCGUCCCGCCAUUCAACGACGAGACGCCGCUAGACAUCUUUGAGAACAUCAUCGAGCGGCGCAUCGUGUGGCCUGACGUGCCCGAGGAGAUCUCGGAGGAGGCCAAGGACCUCAUCUCCAAGCUGCUCACCAUCGACCCGCGGAAGCGGCUGGGGCGGCACUCGGCGUCCGAGGUCAAAAGCCACCCGUUCUUCCGCGACAUUGACUGGGACGACCUCCUCGACCGCGACGGCCCGUUUGUGCCCAACCCGGACGUUGACUACUCGUACGACCGCGGUGCGACUGGCGCCGAUCCGGCCGCCGACAUCACCGCCGAAUUCGGCGACUCGCACGACGGCGGCGCUGGGCCGGCUCCGGACGAGGACGAGGACGAGCUGACCCGCUUGCUCGAGGGCAAGACCUCGCUCAUUACCUUUACCGGCGACGAUGAUGUCGAGAAGGAGCUUGACUCGCUCAACACCAAGCACGCAUGGGGAACGUACACCUACAUCUCAGUCGCCGCUCUCAACGACCUCUCUGAGCGCCAGCUCAAACAGGUCACUGCCAUGGAAGACGACGCCAGUGACCGUGGCCGCCGCGACUCGGGUGCCUCAGAGCACUCCAUCGCCCGACUCCGUCGCGAAGCCAGCACCAUGGACAGGCUCCGCCGCGACUCGGGCGCGUCCACAAAUCCCUCGAACUAA